Paramecium tetraurelia is the source of this 1431-nucleotide messenger RNA. RefSeq lists its product as uncharacterized. Gene Ontology annotation, biological process: positive regulation of ubiquitin protein ligase activity; positive regulation of anaphase-promoting complex-dependent catabolic process; anaphase-promoting complex-dependent catabolic process. Gene Ontology annotation, molecular function: anaphase-promoting complex binding; protein binding; ubiquitin ligase activator activity. The record is from RefSeq and is a predicted model, not a curated record. Lineage: Eukaryota; Ciliophora; Oligohymenophorea; Peniculida; Parameciidae. The transcript has 6 exons. Gene Ontology annotation, cellular component: anaphase-promoting complex.
AUGUCUAAGCUUAAACUACAAUUUUGCUCUGGUCCAUCAUUGCAGAGUUCUAUUGCCAACAAUCAAAAACAAUUUUAGGGAAAUUAACAGGACCCUAUAUCGGCAUUGUAAUAGGAAAACUUGAUCAAUAUGGGGAACACCGAUCAAAAGCGAAGAAAUAAUUGCGCUGGAGAUCGCUUUAUUCCAACUAUCAAGAAGAAAUUCAGUAUACUCACUGAAACUAAGGCACCAGCUCAAGACAUUGCUUCCUCGUAAGCUGCCUUAGAAAUGCUCUAUAAAUAAUAAAUCUUAGAUUAAGAGCCUAUUAUGGAAUCCGAGAACGGUUCGCUUAAGUUUAUUAAUCAAAACAACUUUCAAUACAAGAAUGAACAUGUACAUUAUAUUGAUUCUAUUGAUCCAAAAAAUUAUAAUAGUCCCCUUGUUGAUCAUAAAUACUUUGCCUUGCCAGAAACGAUAUCAAGUUAUUAUGGAAAAUAUAUAAGAAAAAUCCCCAAAGUGCCAUUUAAAGUGUUAGAUGCUCCUUAAUUAUAAGAUGAUUUCUAUUUAAACCUAAUAGACUGGAGCAAUUAUGUUCCUAAUAUGCUGUAGCUCUCAACAAUUGCGUUUAUUUAUGGAAUGCUUAAUCUUAAAAGGUUACUAAAUUACUUGAUCUUUUGUAAUGAUGUAGUGACGAGUGUUGGAUGGUCAUUAAGAGGGCCUUUGUUAGGAGUUGGAACUAACAAUGGGAGAAGUAUAACUAUGGGAUGCUUUCAUGCUGCCAGAGUUGGAACACUAUGCUUUGCUGAAAGCACUUUAAGCAGUGGUUCAAGAGAUAAAUCGAUUAUUUAAAGAGAUCUAAGAUAAAAAGAAGACUCCUAUUUCAAAUCUAUUGCCCAUAAGUAAGAGGUUUGUGGAUUAAAAUGGUCUCCUGAUAGCUAAUUAUUAGCUUCAGGAGGGAAUGAUAAUAAAUUGUACAUCUGGAGUGCAGCUUAAUAUGAUAAACCAAUAUUCAAAUUUAAUGAACAUCAAGCAGCUGUUAAAGCUAUAGCUUGGAGUCCACAUUAACAUGGGUUAUUAGCAAGUGGUGGUGGAACUGCAGAUAAAACUAUUAGAUUUUGGAAUGCUUUGGAAGGCAAAAUGUUAUCGAAAGAAGAUACUGGAAGUUAAGUCUGUAACUUAAUGUUCAGCAAAAUGGAAAAUGAAUUGAUUUCAACACAUGGCUAUAGUCAACAUUAGAUUAUACUCUGGAAAUGCAAUGGUAUGAAAAGAAUUGCAACUUUAAUUGGUCAUACUAGUCGUGUGUUAUAUUUGGCAAUGUCCCCUGAUGGCUACACUAUAGUGACCGGAGCUGGAGAUGAAACUUUGAGGUUUUGGAGUGUCUAUCCUUAAUCGGUUGGUAAUGAAUAAAAUAGUAAAUGUCAAUUGACUCUCCAAAAUAUCAGUAUACGUUGA